Papilio machaon (common yellow swallowtail) is the source of this 3820-nucleotide messenger RNA. RefSeq lists its product as uncharacterized. The transcript has 28 exons. The record is from RefSeq and is a predicted model, not a curated record. Bases 80 to 3754 code for a protein of 1224 amino acids. NCBI's taxonomy places the organism in Eukaryota, Metazoa, Arthropoda, Insecta, Lepidoptera, Papilionidae. Gene Ontology annotation, cellular component: nucleus.
UAUAUUAUAUGCACAGAAAGAGAAUUCCGAUAUAUGUCAUAAUGAAUUAUUCAGGAGAAUAGCAGAACUUUUACCUAAAAUGGUUGAUAUAAACAGAAGGAAAUGUCUAGAAAUACUCUCUUUAUCUAUAAAUAAAGUAUCUUACGAUGAUGUUAGUUCGUUGUUUCAAUGUAGGGAAGUGUUUAGAUUGGUACAAGAAGGAGAUAUCAGUGCUUUAGUACUUGUGGGGCGUGGCUUAUCGAGAUUGGGGCGUGGCUUGAUGGGAAUAGGGCGGGGCUUAGUGCUGCAAAGUGCGAAACAUUGUCGUAGUGAUGUUAAAAGAGUUAGAGAAGCGGCGUAUGGUGUGCUUAGAUCAGCUGUUGAAUGUCUCUACACUGAUACAGUAGAAUCUAACCCCAAACGAUCAGCUCGGUUCAGCAGUCCACUGCUGCAGGACGAGGAGUUGAAGGUGGCUUUGGCCUUCCUAGGACUGGAGCUGGUCUCUGAUGAUGGACUACGGAACGCCGUGAGUUCAUGUCUACCUACUGGUAUAUUAAAAAGAUUCUGUGAGAGUUUCAUCAUCAGCGUAUACCUGCCUGUGGUAUACGGUGAUAGCAAAUCUAUGAACUGUCUCACAGUUCUCCUGGAUGUCUUCUUUAAGGAUCUUAGAGAUAAUGAGUCCUUCAAACGGAACCUGAUCACUGAACACACGCCAAAUAAUACUUUUUCUACGACUUCAAAAGAUACAAAUCUUAUAACUCGUAGCGGUAUACAAAAUGAAGAUUCAACUGCUGAAGAUACGAAAACCUUGGAUGAUGUUUUAGGAACGUUAUUACAGUUUUGUAAGACAGGUGAAGCAGCGUCAGCACUAACACUGCAACUCCUGACGUCUUUACAAUCAAUCUCAGUCAGGGGUUUCGAUUUUCCUGCCGCGAUGACACAUUUAUUACUGCCAAUGUUACCACAUAUUGGUGAUAUCACGCCAUUUGUGAUACAAGCUUGUAGGUUGUUUAUUAAUGAAUGCUGUACUAUACAAGGAUUUAAACCAGCUGUGGAAGAGCUUUUGAAAUCAGUGAAGGGUACUGAAGGUGAAAUAUUGGUUCAAGUCUUGUUAGAAGAUGUUGAGAUCAGAUUAUCUGGUUUUGAUUAUUUUGUACUAGGCAAUACAACUCAAAUAUAUGAAGACAGUGAAAUGUUGAAUUUGUCAAAAGAAUUUUCAUUGGAAGAUGUAGUGACGUCAUUCAACUCUCUCUCAAACUGGCAGCUGUUGACUCUGCAGCAGCAGAAGUCCGCAGCAGACAGACUACCUCCCCUAUGGACCUGUAUAUCUGAUUUCAGGAAACAUUUAGAUAGCUAUGAAGUGACCACAACAAAUACAUGGUUCGAUAAGAUGUUGUCAAUUUAUCAAGAAUCCAAGAAGAGUUACAAAUCUUUACAAUGGUACAACGAAAUGUCUCGCUGGCCUAAGAGGCAGUUUACAAUAUCCGCUACAAUAGACGCUUUGGAGUUAAAGAGGAUGCAAGAUGAAGAGCAUCCUCAGGAUCUGGAGUGCUACAUCCAGCCGCAGGACUGUCUAGUGGAGUGGGCCGCUAGGAUUAUGACCAGAUCUGCGUGUAUACAAAAGAUGUAUGAAGAUAUGGAGAGUAUGACGUCAAUCAGUCCGUCUCACUCGCACGCGCUGCGCUGGUGUACGCGCGCGAACGAGAUGGCACUACCUUUACAAGUAUUAUGCUGUAUACAGACUAUAAACAAACAGGAGUUGACAACCCUGGCCUGGCAGCGUCAGGAAAUCCUCGCCAGGAGGCAGCUGGCGCUCAAGAACUCAGACAUGGACAUCCUUAGUCAACUUCUGGAAAGAGCACAUUCAUAUGUACCUGAAAAUCGAUUAAUUAUGGAUAAUACUCCAAUAGAAGAUAUUGUUGGUUUGAACCAUCUUAUAUUGAUUCUGCGAAGAGAUUUGGACGCACUCUCUAACGAGCAAUUAAGAUUUUUAUUACAUGAUACAAGAGAUAGAAUAAAAACUACAGAGAGUAGAACAGUAGGUGAAAAUAAGCAAGUGCUUAAGAAUAUGGUGCAGAUUGCUAUCACGCACUAUGAUGAAAAUUGGCCACUAACUGGUGCUAUAGAACAAAACAUUCAACUAAUAGAGAUGACGAACGCCUUAGGUGUUGGUAUAGACUUGAAUUUAGAUCUAAAAUAUAGUGUUUUAAUUGAUGUGCUACUGUACCGGCUGAGCUGUGUUGACCAGCUCGACAGUGAUGCCACCGCAGCUAUCCUCGGCAAGAUGGAUACACUCAUCCAUAUUCUGGAUGAUUUCGCGAUAGAGGAGCUGAAGAGAAACCAAUCCAAAUUGACCUCUCCAUGCGAGCUGGUCGCCAAGUUAUCAAGAGAUGCUAGCAAACUGAAACAGUGUCUGCAAUUAGUGGCCGACCCGAGACAUGUGCUGCGCCAUUACGUUAGAGAGUUGGUGAAAGCACUUGAAGAUCAUGAUUGCGCUGCGUUGAAUAAAUCAUUUAAUAGAAUGAAAGAGAAGAUAUUUGAGAAUCCUUACGCCGGAGUUGACUAUCAAGUACUUAACAAGUAUAAAGAAAUAUUAUACAAAAUAUCUGAGUUUGAUAUAAAUAAUAAAGAUAAUUUUAAAGAAUCUCUUUUGGUUGUACUAAAAGAAUUGAAUACGCAAUCUGAGAGUUUCAAGUUAUCACAGCUCUGUCCCGCUCUAACGCAAGCGGAAUUCAUAUGUGGGAGCGAGACAGAAGACUGUCUCAAUCGGCUGUUAAUGUUACCCCGCGGGAUACGUGUACACAGAUUUGAAGAACAGGUGUCAGUGUUUACGGAUUCUAAGCGUCGUCCGGCGGUGCUGAGUGCUCGUCUAUCAGAUGGCAGUCAGCGGCGGCUGCUGGUGAAGACUGGCGAGGAGCUGGUUGUGGACGCAGCCGCCCUCAGGGUCAUCAGGUCUAUGGGUAUCACUUCGCAGGAUUACCAGGUGACAACGUUAGGUGAUGACAGCGGACUUAUACAGUAUUUGGAAGAUCACAAAAGAGUUCGGGAGAUGAUUGCUAAUAAAAUUGAUGUGAAAGGUAUAGAAUCAAUGAGUACACUUGGUGAGAAAUUAAUUCAGGAUACAAGAGAGCACAGCAUCAGUCAGUAUCAGAAAAUGUGUGCUAAAAUACCAGCACACGCUUUCAGGUCUGUUAUGGAAUUGAAUAGUUUCAGUUUCCAAGACUUUAUCAACAAGAAAUUGAAUUACGAAGAAAGUCUCGCCGCUAUGACAUAUGCCACCAGUUUGUUAGGCUUGAAGGACCGUCAUUUGGAGAACAUUCUAUACGAUGUGGUUAGUGGGUGCUUGAGGGCUGUAGACUGGAACAGCUCAUUGCAGCAUUCCCAGUCUGAACCUCCGCCUGCCAGGCUCACGCGCUGUCUGCUCGCACCAUGCAGGAAACAAGUGUUAGAAAGUCGUCUGCAACAAUUGACUUCAGAGACUAGAUCUUGUCAUCGACUUCUACUGGCAACGUUACAAAUAUCAUUCAAAUGGAUGGAAGAUGAAAUACAGGAUAAGCUCCGAGUUGUCUAUGAUCUAAUGCGAGGAGCAAAAUUAUCUCAUCAAGUGAGUCAACGGAGUCCUGGAGACUUCGCCCUUCUAUUGCAGGAUAUCUUCAAUGAUUUUGAAGAUAAGGAUGUUUAUUCUUUCGAAGAACAGGUAACGAAUCUUUUACGACAUUGCACAGACCCACAAAUCCUGGCCAUCACCAGGUCAGCUUGGGAACCAUGGAUUUAGGAUAUCAAUGCAAACAUGAGGGCUGGAACUUUUCCUAAAACCUCAAUUAACACACCAACUUCCUUA